CCUCUGAAGUUGGGCUUCGCCCAACUAGCAUUUACCCUGGUUUCCCCCUCAGCGUCGUCAUCCAUCGCGAGAAACCAUGGCGUCCUUGUGCCGCGCCGCCGCCGCCGCCGCCACCACCGUCGUGAGGUCUGCGGGGCUCCGGUCGAGAUCCCCGGCGGAGAGGCUGUUCCAGGCGGCGAGGUAUCCUCUCGCGGCACCGCACAUCCGCAGGCCCGUCGUGGCGGCGGCGCUGGCGAGCCUCGAGUCGCUCAUGCCGCUGCACAGCGCGGUGGCGGCCGCGCGGCUGCGGUCCUGCAUCGCCGCCGACUCGGCGUGCUGGAGCUGCCUCUCCCAAGACUUUGCUCUCCCACGGUAAUGAAGGCUGAAGAAGGUGACUAUUCCAAACAGCAUUGACGAGCUCUUAUCCAUCUACUAUCUUUUUGCUGUAACAAUGCUGGACCGAGUGAGAGUCCAUUACUGCAGUGAUAAUCAUAGUAAAUGUAUCUGGAAGUACUACAUUUGUUUCACUUGUUUCUGUAAUUGACGUGCUUUUGGUGGAUGCUCUCCUAUGCUUGGUUCUUGUCGAUUGAAAAUUUCUUGUGGUUGGUGCUUUCUUCAGUCUUUAAUAUAUGUUAGAUAGAUAAAGAAACUGUUGGGAACAUGUUCAUUGCCAUCAUUUUACCGAGCAAUCAAAUGAACUAUUAGAUGAAUAACAAUGAAUCCGAUUCUGACAAAAGGGAGCCCUGGAGUACUUGAAAUGGUUUAGACGCUACAUCUUAUAUGAGCUACUAACUCAUGUCACCUCCUUCUGAUGACGAUGAAAAUGGAAGGGUUCUUUGUAGGUACGGUUUCUUGGAAUAACCGCGAAGUAUGCUCUUGACCUGGGCGAGCUGGUCAGAAGAAAGCUUGCUGCAUGUGGGCGUGGCGAGAGCAUCCCUCGCCAUCCGAGCAACCGUCGGAUACCUCCGGCUGUUUUCCUUCCACCACUUGAGGACGUCAAAAUCUUCAGGGGCAAGAGGAUCUUGCAGAUAACGAUCGAGUUCCGUCUGGGUUCCUGGGUAACAGCUGUUAACCUGAGCAGCCAUGACAUCCUGUGAACGUCUGUGCUCGUUCCAGGCUUGCUGCCAUGGGUGAACGCUAGUAGUGGCCACCGUCGUCGCAUUGGCACCAUCUGAAUGAUCUGCAUCAGUGCUUGUGCCAUACUCUUUAAUGUAAUCUGCAUACAGCUUCUUGAUCUUAUUGGUCACCUCGGGUGAUGUAUUUUGCUGCUUCUGAACCAAGCGCUCUUUCGAAACUGAAUUCAAUGUACCUGAGUUUGUACGGGGGAACCAGUGCAAGUGGUACUGACCAGAUCAGGUACGAAUCUUGUAUAGCCUUGUCUAGAAUGUCACUUGCCUCUCUAAGAACAUCUUAUAUGAGCUACUGAAUCAUGUCACCUCCUUCUGAUGACGACGAAGAUGAAAAGGUUAUAUGUCUGUACGGUUUCUUGGAAUAACCACGAAGUAUGCUCCUGACCUGGGUGAGCUGGUCAGAAGAAAGCUUGCUGCAUGUGGGCAUGGCUAGAGCAUCCCUUGCCAUCUGAGCAACCAUCGGAUACCUUCCGCUGUUUUCCUUCCACCACUUGAGAAUGUCGAAAUCUUCAGGGGCAAGAGGAUCUUGAAGAUAACGAUCGAGUUCUGUCUGGGUUUCUGGGUAAUAACUGUUAACUUGAACAGCCAUGACAUGUUGUGAACGUCUUCGUUCGUUCCAUGCUUGCUCCAAUGGGUGAACGCUAGUGGUGGCCAGCGUCGCAUUGGCACCAUCCGAAUGAUCGGCAUCAGUGGUUGUACCAUACUGUUUAAUAUAAUCUGCGUACACCUUGUUGAUCUUAUUGUUCACCUCAGUGAUGUAUUUUGUUGCUUCUGAACCAAAUGCUCUUUCGAAGCUGAAUUCAAUGUACCUGAGUUUGUACCAA
Panicum virgatum (switchgrass) is the source of this 1933-nucleotide messenger RNA. RefSeq names its product protein NONRESPONDING TO OXYLIPINS 2, mitochondrial-like. Lineage: Eukaryota; Viridiplantae; Streptophyta; Magnoliopsida; Poales; Poaceae. The transcript has 3 exons. Bases 77 to 355 code for a protein of 92 amino acids. The record is from RefSeq and is a predicted model, not a curated record.